AUGCAUAAAGAUUCAUUAACUGUAACUCCAUUAGCAGAUGCACCAUUUGGUUGUUCUAUUGAAUUACCUUCCUAUUGUAACAAUGAUCCAUCUACUUUAAAUGAUGAUGAUUUUGCCAAGUUGGAUGAUGCUGUCCAAAGACAUUUUGUUGUACUUAUUCCAAAUCAAGUUGAAUUGUCUCCGAAGUCUCAAUAUUUGUUAACCAAAAGAUUUGAUCCAACUAUCCCAGAACCUAAAGAUGAAAGCGGUGGUUAUGGUCAUGGUAAAGAAUUUAGACAUGAUCAGUCUGUAUUGAAAAAAGAUGGUUGUUCUGUCAAGUCUCAACCACAAGUUCAAAUCUUGGGCCAAGGUGUCUUUGAAGCUGAUGAACCAGGUAAUGAAAAUGGAGAAACUAUUUCUUUAACACACCCAAGUCACACUACUUUCCACCAUACUCCAUUAACCGAGGAUCAGAUCAAAAAUAAGAAUCAAACUAGAUUUUACAGAUGGCACAUUGAUAGUGCUUUGUAUGGAUUAUCUCCACCAAAAGUUACCACCUUGUUGGGCAUCAGAAUCCCUCCAACAGAAUACCAAACAAUUGUUUAUGAAGAUGAUGGAAGUGAAUUGAAAUUGGCUAGAGGUGCUACUUGUUUCUUUAGUGGUGCUCAAGCAUUUAAAAACUUGAGUGAAGAUGACCAACAAUUUGCUUUGAACACAACUGUUGAAUACGCUCCACAUCCAUAUAUCUUCAUAUCUCCUGCUAGAGCUACUUCUGAUGGUAUUACUAUGGUUAGUGAGGGCAAAGAACUUCCAUUUGACAAAUUACCAGAAUGGGAAGAGUCAAAGAUAAAGAAAUUACCAAUGGUUUGGACUAACCCAGUUACUAAAGAACAUCAUUUGCAGGUACAUGGAUGUUGUUUGUAUAAAUUACACACGAAGAAACCAGAUGGUACUAUUGAAACUUUAGAAUUAGAGGAUGCUAGAAAAAAGGCACAUCAAUUCCUAAGACCAGCAAUUUCUCCAGAACAAGUCUAUGCACAUGCUUGGAAACAAGGUGAUUUGGUUAUUUUCGGUAAUAGACAAGUCACCCAUUCAGUUGUUUCUGAACUAGCUCAUUUAGGUGAUGCUGGAAAAAGAAUGAUGCACCAAUGUAACAUUGCUAGUGGUGCUGAUCCUGUCACAAUUAUUUAG
Molecule: messenger RNA, 1170 nt
Organism: Candida tropicalis MYA-3404
Lineage: Eukaryota; Fungi; Ascomycota; Pichiomycetes; Serinales; Debaryomycetaceae
Exons: 1
Coding region: 1-1170 (389 amino acids)
Molecular function (GO): oxidoreductase activity
Source: RefSeq, a predicted model, not a curated record